UAAAAGGGUUCAGUUGCUAACUUUGGUCUCCUCACUUCCUGUAUGAUAAUUCUGCAUCAAAACUGGAAUGCACUAAAUAAUCAUACACACACAGCCUAUCUUUGAACAAAGAAAAACACCAUACUGUAAACGAAUGCUUUCUUACCAACAUGACAACUAUAAAAAUGUCAGACGAUUGUUUUAAAUACCUGGUACCACUGGUAGUAAUGUCUUUGGCUUUCAUUUUUCUGCUGACCAUUAACAUUGUGCACUGUGCCAAGAAACAUAGAAAAGAUAAAGAACUGAGAUAUUACAGCCAGUGUACCAUAAGUUUUGAUCAGCAGUGCAGCGAAACAAACCCUAUUUAUGGAAACCUGAAUCAGCCAGUUCUUGAUACUACAGAUGAAUGUUGCUAUGAACCAAUGGCAAUGGCUCAUGCAAGAAACAGGGAGGAAGAUCAGCUGGAAGCUGUGGAACAGACAUGCUAUGCUUCACUAGAUCUUAGCCCCAAAAGGCCUGGGAAAAAGCGAAGAAAGAAACCAAAACAAAUUAGCCAUCAGACUGUGGAAGACAAGCCAGCCAGUAGAAAUGGGCAACUAUUGUCUAGAUCCAGCAUAUACCUGAACAGUGAACAGCUUACGGCGGAAUGCCAAGCUGAAGAGGAUUUGAUCCAUGAUGACCCUGUCAGAAUUUACCACUUAUUACGAAAGACGAGAGACAAUGUGGCUAUAGAAGAUGAAAAUCAAGGUGACUGGCCAGACAAAGAAAUACUCUAAUUUGUGACUUAGUGAGUGGAACUCUGAAUUAUAAACAGUUUAAUCACAGGAGUUUGAAGCAUAUACUACUAUAUUCAAACCAAACUAUACAGUGUAAACUUAAGUCAUGUCACAUAAAGGGGUGUUGCAUUCAUUAAGGGUCCAUGUACACUAGGAGCAGAAAAAAAA
Molecule: messenger RNA, 923 nt
Organism: Rana temporaria (common frog)
Lineage: Eukaryota; Metazoa; Chordata; Amphibia; Anura; Ranidae
Product: T-cell receptor-associated transmembrane adapter 1
Exons: 6
Coding region: 150-755 (201 amino acids)
Biological process (GO): negative regulation of receptor recycling; positive regulation of T cell receptor signaling pathway
Cellular component (GO): T cell receptor complex
Source: RefSeq, a predicted model, not a curated record